This is a messenger RNA of Contarinia nasturtii (swede midge), 2211 nucleotides long. Its product is annotated as serine/threonine-protein kinase D1-like. Lineage: Eukaryota; Metazoa; Arthropoda; Insecta; Diptera; Cecidomyiidae. Bases 16 to 990 code for a protein of 324 amino acids. The record is from RefSeq and is a predicted model, not a curated record. Gene Ontology annotation, biological process: protein phosphorylation. The transcript has 2 exons. Gene Ontology annotation, molecular function: protein serine/threonine kinase activity; ATP binding.
UUUCACUGUAAUCGAAUGAAAACAAAUAUCCAGUUUUCUCAUAGUAACUUAUAUUUUUGUAACAUUUCAGGCCAGUCUUCGGAAUUCGAAGAAAAUGUUCAAGACAUUAGUAAACUAUAUCUAAUUUACGCUGAUGAAGUACUAGGUUCUGGUCAAUUUGGAAUUGUUUAUGGUGGAUCACAUAAAAAUACUCAUCUUGAAGUAGCAAUUAAAGUGAUCGAUAAACUUCGAUUUCCUACAAAACAAGAAGCACAACUAAAAAAUGAAGUAGCAAUUUUACAAAACAUCUCACAUUGUGGCGUUGUCAAUUUGGAACGAAUGUUCGAAACACCAGAAAAAAUUUAUGUCGUAAUGGAAAAACUUAAGGGAGAUAUGCUGGAAAUGAUUUUGUCGAGUUCGCGAGGAAAACUGAAUGAACGUGUUACAAAAUUCCUAAUAACCCAAAUACUAGUUGCUUUGAAGCAUCUUCAUAGUAAAAAUAUAGUGCAUUGUGAUCUAAAACCAGAAAAUGUCCUUUUAUCAACCGAUUCAGAAUUUCCUCAAGUUAAGUUAUGUGAUUUUGGCUUUGCCCGAAUUAUUGGAGAGAAAUCAUUCAGACGUUCCGUUGUUGGGACUCCCGCAUAUUUGGCUCCAGAAGUUUUGAGAAACAAAGGUUAUAAUCGAUCCUUGGAUAUGUGGAGUGUUGGUGUAAUUAUUUAUGUCAGCCUAAGCGGAACGUUUCCAUUUAAUGAAGACGAAGAUAUUAACGAUCAAAUACAAAAUGCAGCAUUCAUGUACCCACCAACACCGUGGAAAGACAUUUCUAGUGAGGCGAUCGAUUUGAUAAAUAAUUUGCUGCAAGUGAAGCAACGCAAGCGAUUUACUGUCGAUAAAAGUUUACUGCAUUCAUGGUUACAAGAUCGGCAAACUUGGCAGGACCUAAGGACACUUGAAGGACAAGUCGGUGUUCGUUAUUUAACCCAUGAAUCUGAUGACAUACGUUGGAACUAAAACAAAUAAUAAAGAAAUUUAAUUUUAACAUAAUUCGAAAAUUUCAAAAUCUAAAUGUGUCGCAAUGUCCAAUUAUACAGUAAACAAAUGUUUAACUGAAAAAAAAAAAUAAUUAUUACAUUAAAAAAAACCAAAAGUUUCACGUUAUUACAAAAUCAUACAGGCUCCCAAUAAACAUAUUUUUGGAGAAUAUUUGAAGUAAUAAUGGAAAAUUCAAGAAAUAAAAUGUGUUUUGUGUAGCAUUGGAUUAUUGGAUCUGAACGGGGAGCAUCUUAGGUCUUCUUUUCAGUAAUAUCCAUAGUUUCUCGAUGCUCAGGUUUUUUAACCUAUUGCAAGACGCCUGUUUGUGUGUCUAAUGCACACCAAUAAAUAGUUUAUCCAAAAAUAAGAUUCAGACAAGUGUUUGUUUCACAUGCCGUCUUGAAGAGAUUAAAAAUUUUGAAAAUUUCAAGUACUUCGUUUCAAGGUUGUUGGUAAAAGUCCCCUCCAUCGAAAUCGUGAGACACCUGAGAAUGAGAUGAGAAGUAGAUUCCACAUCUCUUCCACAUAGUCUGCAGUCCGGGUCGUCUCUAUGAUUUCCUAAAUGAUAAUUAACCCUAGCAUGCAUCGUCAAAAUACCAAUAACAAUUCAGAUUUCACCUUUUAAUAAUUUCAUAAGUUGUUUCGUUAUUUUUCCACAAGGAACUCUGACAAAAUAUUUUGUCUGCUCACAUAUUAGUGGAUUUUGCCAGUUACUUAAGCUUCAAUUGUUAAGCCAUGUAGAUAGCCACCCCGUACUCGUGAAUAUUCCGCAGGCAGAAGUGGCUCCGGCCCAAUGGCUGAUGCUGUUUGAAGCUGCUUUAGCUGCUCCGUCUGCCAAAUCAUGACCCCUGAUAUUCGAAUGUGCUUUGAACAACUAGUUGUGGAUUUGUCUCAGGCCACUUCCCACUGUGAAUCCUUGGAUGGCCCCAAGACUGUCAAUGAAAAUGGCCACAUUUCCCCCGUUCUCAAGAAUACUGUACGCACAAUGAUGAAUUGUCGCUAUUUCCGCCUGUGUACUUGUUGCUGUCAAACCCAGGGGAAUGGAAAUUGACUGAACCGUCAGUGAAAUAGGAGUAACGUACUCAUCUCUGAUGCUAUGCUAUCAAUGAAAUUCAAUCAAAACUUGAAAAAUUAUCUAUAAUUAAUUUACUAUAUUUUUUCCUCUCCUUCAUUUCGUUGCUUAAAAAUCCAACCAUUUCA